AUGGCCAAGAUCAAGUCGAUUGAGUACUUCCGGGUGAAACCCCGAUGGCUGUUCGUUAAGGUCACCGAUGAGGAGAACCAGAUCGGCUGGGGCGAGGGCACACUCGAAGGGCAUUCAUUAGCCGUCGAAGGAGCAUUGGACGAGAUCAUCGCACGGAUUGUGGGCUAUGAAGCGGAUGAUAUCGAACAUAUCUGGCAAAUGAUAUGGCGACUAGGGUUCUACCGCGGUGGACCGGUAUUUAUGUCUGCUCUAGCAGGAAUCGAUAUCGCCUUGUGGGAUCUCAAGGGUCGCCGACUAGGAGUCCCGGUGUGGCAGCUGCUGGGAGGCAAGGUGCGCAACAAGGUGCAAGUGUACGCCUGGAUUGGGGGGGACCGACCAAGUGAUGUGGAGGCAGCAGCCAAAACACGGAUUGCCCAGCGUCUCAAGUGUAUCAAAAUGAAUGCGACCGAGGAUGUCAACUGGCUCGACUCACCGGCGGUUCUUCAAUCCUGUGUUGAGCGGUUGAAGCAGGUCAAGGCUCUGGGGUUAGAUGCUGGGUUGGACUUCCAUGGCCGUCUACAUCGACCCAUGGCCAAACAGCUGACCCGGGCGUUGGAGCCAUACCAGCCCUUGUUCAUCGAAGAGCCAUUAUUGUGUGAGCAUCCCGAGGCUAUCAAACAGCUUUCUGAGAUGACCAGCAUCCCCAUUGCGUUUGGCGAGCGUCUAUAUACUCGGUGGGACGUGAAACGCUUCUUGGAAGACGCAUCAGUCGACGUGCUCCAGCCAGAUAUUGCGCACGCCGGAGGCAUCUCGGAAACUAAGCGGAUGGCCACUAUGGCCGAGACCUACGACGUGGCGAUCGCACCGCAUUGCCCGCUGGGGCCCAUUGCUCUAGCUGCAUCACUGCAGGUGGCCGUGUCCACGCCUAACUUUGUGAUUCAGGAGAUGUCUUUGGGGAUGCACUACAAUGUGGAGGCUGGAGACAUUGAUCUCAACAGCUACCUGGUCGACAAGACGGUCUUUGACAUCGCCGAGGGCUAUGUGGCGGCGCCAACGAAGCCCGGGCUGGGAAUCGAGAUGGAUGAAGAGCUGGUGCGGCGCAUCAGUCGAGAGACGGCACCGUGGCCACCCAAGGAAUUCUACGGGCCCGAUGGAUCAAUUCGGGAGUGGUGA
This is a messenger RNA of Penicillium alfredii, 1152 nucleotides long. RefSeq lists its product as uncharacterized. The transcript is spliced from 3 exons. The record is from RefSeq and is a predicted model, not a curated record. Gene Ontology annotation, molecular function: galactonate dehydratase activity. Gene Ontology annotation, biological process: amino acid catabolic process; D-galactonate catabolic process. NCBI's taxonomy places the organism in Eukaryota, Fungi, Ascomycota, Eurotiomycetes, Eurotiales, Aspergillaceae. Bases 1 to 1152 code for a protein of 383 amino acids.